This is a messenger RNA of Colletes gigas, 7502 nucleotides long. RefSeq lists its product as uncharacterized. The record is from RefSeq and is a predicted model, not a curated record. Gene Ontology annotation, biological process: microtubule-based movement. The transcript is spliced from 7 exons. The coding region runs from base 1118 to 6346 and encodes 1742 amino acids. Gene Ontology annotation, molecular function: microtubule binding; microtubule motor activity; ATP binding. NCBI's taxonomy places the organism in Eukaryota, Metazoa, Arthropoda, Insecta, Hymenoptera, Colletidae.
GUUAUCGUGAAGUUUUCCAAUCGAGAAUACGGAGCGUAAAUUUCUAUUUAAUUUAUUUCAAAUCGUCGUGUGCUUCAUCCGUGUUACAAAAGAAGUAAAGUGACGUUACUAGAACGUACAAACAUUUAGAACGUUGGAAGAGGAGGUAGAACUAAACGACGAUUGUUUUUGUCGAGUAAAAUUAUAUUGCAAGGAGGUUGUGAUUGUUCGAAAGUUUUUAGUGUAAAUCUGGACGAACUCGCGACUUGCUGCAUUGCAAACGACUAUUGUUUCCGAGAUAUCGGGGUUUUCGGGUCAAGGAAAUCAGCGUGAACACAGGCGAUUACGGGGAUUCGUUCGAUUUUCUAAUUUCCGGAAGCGUGUUCAUUAACGUAUUUCUAGAAUGGAUGAGUAUUUGCCGCGAGUGGUCCACCGGCUAGUAGUCGGACCACGAACGUCUCUAUCUACUUCGAGUUCGGCUAUUUAUGUACUUUCAACGAUCCGACAUUUCUUACUACAUACAGGGGAAUCGAAUGGGAUGGAUGCAUAAGUCCAAGUGCAAUAUGUGGAGAACAUUAUUUCAGUAUUACCGUACGUAGAAAAUCUUUAGAAUUAAUAAAUUGAGAAGAAUCGAAAGCAGAGCGAAUCGAAUAGGGAGACAAAUUUGUUUCGAUAAACGGUUGAGAAACAUUCUAUUACCGGAACAGUAGGAGUUUCGUUGUGCAAUUGUUCCGCCCUAAAGCGCGGUCGGCAGCUUCCAAAAUCGAGAGAGUCGCGUAGAAAUGGGAAAAAAGGGAAAGAACAGAAGCUGGUCGAAAUCCAAGCGGAAAGUGUUUCUCCGGGUGCACGAUGGAAACUCCGAUCACUGUUAAGCGGAUUUACGGUCGCACGUGCGGACGUUUUACGGGCACAACGGAGCAGAUAAUGACGUUAAGAGGAUCCAGGAGUUUGCGGUUGCCCAUGAACACCGUUCGGACGAAAAGUACGCGACCGUUACCUGGAGAUAUACAACGAGAGAGUAAGAGACCUUUUGAAGCCGUCUUCGAGUACAAGCGGAUUGAGAGUUCGCGAGCAUCCUCGACUGGGCCCUUACGUUCAAGGUUUGACCCAUCGCGUGGUCCGUACCCUGGGAUCGUUGAUGUCCUACGUGGAGGAAGGGACCAAAGCUAGGAAGACAGCGUCGACUUCGCAAAACCCGAACAGCAGUCGUAGCCACGCUCUGUUGACGAUCGCCGUUUCGCCAGAGACGCCGAGUAUCGCGGCCAACGCUGUUUAUUCCUCCAAGAAGAAGCCACGGAAGCCACGCGGUGGCAGCAAGCUAAGCUUGGUCGAUUUGGCGGGCAGCGAAAGCGCGGCCACGUGCAGCGGCGUUCAUCGACUGAAGGAGGGUGCGAAUAUAAACAAGAGUCUAGUGGCUCUAGGGAACGUAAUAUCAGCCCUUGCGGAGAGAGGCUCGGCCGGAAGUGGUCCAGGCAGGAGGUUCAUCCCUUAUAGAGAUUCUUCGCUUACUUGGCUGUUGAAGGACGCACUUGGCGGAAAUGCCACUACCAUUAUGCUCGCCACGAUAUCACCCGCCAGUAGAAGUUACAACGAAACCGCACACACGCUGCGGUUCGCGCAAAGGGCGCAGAGCGUGGUCAAUCGGCCGGUGGUCAACGAGGAUCCCGUGGCGAGGGUUAUUCGCGAGCUGAGGACCGAGGUGGCGAGGCUGAAGUUAUUGAUGCUGGAAAAGAACACCGAGGCGAACAGCAACGCGUCGUGUUCCUGUCGGAAGAAUCAUUCGAUAGCUCAGAUAGAUGCCCUCGAGGACGAAAGAUCGACAAAGGAGACAGAAACAAUAUCUUACGGGCAAUCCAAGCAGCGGAUCGUAGACUCUAGAUUCGAAGAACGUCCGUCAGAAAGGAACGUGGACGAAGAGUGGAGUUCGAGCAGCGUCGUUCCAGUUCGAAGAUCUAAUUCUACCGAGGAUAUUGUUGCAUGCGAGGCUGCUUUUUCCUUAAAACGGUUUGGUUCGUGCGAGUUCCUGGCAGCGAGAGACCGUUUCGCGAGUAAUUAUAAUCGUGCUAAGGUAACGGAAUUGAACGACGAGGGCGACGAGAUCGGCGAGAUCCACGAGUCCGUGUUCGUCGACAUCCCCACGCUGGUCGCGGUUCUGAUCAAGCCGGACGACAGCUUACAAGAUUCGUCGGCGCAAAUAGAAGAGAUCUGCUCGGACGAAGCGGUAGAAGACUCGAUCGAUGGUGAGUUUAUCGAAACCAGCAAUGAUCGAGGAGCGUUCGAAGACCCGGAUAAAUCGGAGAGCCCCGUGAAAUCUUGUCGCGAGACGUACGUUUACCAAGCCUCCGAAUUCUCCCACUUGAAAUCAGUCUCGAAUCUAAAAGAGAAACGAAAAUUCUGCAAACAAGACUCGGUGGACAUAGUUUCGUCGAACCUGCAGACAUCGAAGAAAUUCGGCUCGGUCGAGAUCAUCCAGAAGAAGAAGGAACCACUUUUCCCGUUGGAGAGGUCCCAUACGAAUUUGGAGAAACGUUCCAUAGCUCCGGAUAGGGUCAAGAAGCUGAACAAUAUCCGAGAGAUCGACGAUCGAAAUAAUAGCAGGAACGUCUGGAAAGGGAGCAAGGAACAGCUUCAGAGGAAAAGCAGCAACGACUCGGACAAGAGUCUGAAGGAAGCUGUCGGGCAGGUAGAAGCGAAAUCGAAGAAUUAUGCGAGAAAGACUAGCUUGGAAAACCUAAAACGGAAGACCAGCAAGGACAGCAGCUCGAGUAGUUCGAAAGACGAGCAAAUCUUGAUUUCGAGUUUUACGCGGGACAAACUGUUGCAGAGAAAGAAUUCUCUUGAGCAAGAAUUGCCGUCCACCAGGGCACACACGCCUAUACAGCGCGCCAAGCGAUCGGAAAUCGUGGCAGCGGUCACCCAGAGGCUCUACGCCAGCAGAAAAGCCGCCGAAGAUGCUUCCGGGGUACGAACUCCGCCGGAGGGAACUGAUGCCAAGUUCGUGGCGAAGAUGAAGCUCCAGGAGAUCUCGAAAAAGAUGCUGGGCAAACGGAGACGCGUUUGCGUGGACACGCAGACCGACGUCUCGCCCACUGUUCGAACAAAGGACACUGCAUCGUUGACCGAAACGCCUCUGGUGGUCCACCAGGACGUCGGAGUCCUGACCGACGACCACGAGGCUUGCCAGUCGUUCGACAAUAAAAAAACACCAGUACUUCGAGUGAAAGAGAUCGCCACCUUGACCGACAAGCCGAAAACGAGCAUCGUCCGAUGCAGAGACGUCGGCAGUCUGGCGAACGAUCUCGAGGAUCGCGAGUACGAGAUCUACUCUCCUCGUAACGAUUCGGAGAUUCUGUCCGACAAGAGACAAAACUACGCGGAGAGUAAUUUGUCCGAGCUUCGCCAGGAGACGGAUCGAAAACCGAUGCGCAUCGAAACCUCGACCAACACGAUCCGCUCGUCCUGCCGCAGCUUCGCGGUUCAGACGCCGUCGUCGCCGCCGCCACCGCGUCUUGACGCUUCAAACACGAAGAGCGAAGCUCUCGUUUGCUCGAGACAGUGCUGCAAUCCCGACAAAAGCGUUAUCUCUAUAUCGUUACCCGACACGAUCAGCAUCACGAUCGAGACCACGAACGUCUUGGAGUCGAGAAUAGCCCUGAUGGACAGCCCCGAUCGGGAGAAGUUUAAGUCCGACUCAAAGGACGGCGAGGUUCAAACGGACGAACCGAGCGAUCUUCGCAACGAGAUAUUCUGUCCGCGAGACCUGGCCAGAUCGGCGCUUGGUCAGACCGACAGAGUGUUUAGGAUCGAGAACAUCUUUCAGGACCCUAACAACGUAUCCAAGGGCUCGAAAGCGGACGUGGCCGCAAAUCGAACAGAGGGGACUAGAAUGAGGAAUUCCAUUACUCUGAGGAAUUCCCUCGGGACUUCGUACGUGUCUCAGUGUACGGAGGCCGGGGACGAUGGCUCGAUGCCGCGCGGACGUCACGGCGAAGGAUUUAUCAGGGACGGAUUAAUCACGGAGGCGUUCAUCACCAAGAAGCGUAGUUUUAAUUUCAGAAAAGUGCCCGGUGUUGCUGUUUACGACGACCCGUGGACCAGUUGGCUAACCCCUCGCCCUGUAAAUAAGAUCCGUUCUAUCCAAGUUAUGCCAGCGGUAGGUCUGUCUCUGUCUGGCUUUGAAAACGACGCGAUCAACGAUACAGGAACGUCAGAAAUUAAAACCUCCCCGUGCACCGUGUUAGAAACGAGUAACAACGCUGAACACGAUCACAGUUUCUCGGACGACAGUCUGGAUUACAACGAGAGCAACGCGUUCAACCAACCAACGCCCUCGAAAGAGAAGCAAGAGGAUUCUCACGAGCUGCGGGAGAGUCUGUGCCCCCCCGAUGUCGUGGCGCAUACAAAAAAAGAUAGUUCGAGAUCCUCGAGCACGGCCGACGUCGAAAACAUCGAAUCUGUCGGUGACAUCGACAGCAACCUCCACGUGAAAUUACCGAAAAAGAACCAGUCAGAGUCGAUGGAAGUCACGCAGAUACACGAUUACGAAUCCUCGAUGUUGACCAGACCAUGCUUCGAUUACCGAACCGUCGAUCAAGAGUCCCUUGCUUCGUCCAAUCGUGUAAAUAGCUCUGAUAAAAAGAAGGUGUCCUUCUCGAGUUUCAGCGUUCCCGGAAAGAGGCUAGUUCAAGCCGAAGAUUGCUCGAACCAGGAAUCACAGAUUAUAUUAAAGUCCAUUAUCAAGAAGAGGAAGAAGAGAAACUCGCCAGAGUCGUCGAGUACGGUCCAAUCAUCCAACGACGAGACCGACGAUUCUCAGCAAGAAGAGAGGAGCAGCUUGGCGUCUGAGAAGAAUUGGAAAGAGCAAAUACCGUCGAGCAACUUGGAGAAAACGUUGAAGGAAGGUCUGGGUUCGGAGGACUUUCGAAACGAGUCGAAACAGAAUCGCAAGAAAGUGAAAUUUUCCGUGGAGAAUACGUCCGAGAAUACCUGUAGUAGCGAAUCGGAGAGCUGCGAGAAUACGGAGGACGACGUGGCGAACGUUUCGUUCGACGGAGCAACGAGGAACAUCCUCGAGGAGUAUCUCAGCGAGGCGACGGCUUACAUACGGAAUUUGAACUCCAUCAAUGAGUACGUGAACGUCGCGGCCAUGCUCGAAAGGUACACCGCACCCAUGCCCGCUGACCGCAGCAAAAAACGAGGGCCCCGUCGAAGGAGUUACUCCACUGCCAGAAAUCGCGAUUACGUGGAAUUUGUAGGCCGUAGGGGUAGUUUAAAGAACGACACCGAUAUUUUUUCGAAGGAGACCGACGACGUAGCCAUUUCUACGGAGUCGUACGAGAAGUGCCUGAAGGGAAUUCAGAGGCUAGAGGGUUGUAUACGGAGAGUCGACAGGCACAACGAGCUGCUUCGAGAGAAAUACGGUGUCGAUUGGGAAUCUGCUGGCGCUAAACUGGGUUUAGCGAAUCCUAGCAUAGAUACUCGUACACCUACGGCGAGCAACGAGUUUCUGAUUUCUCGCGAAACGGACGUUCCCUUCGUUUCUAAAGACUUGGCCGGCUCGCGGCUCGUUGAUCUCUCGGACGGAGGUUUGGGUGAUGAAAAUGAUAUUUUUGAGAAUAGAAUUUUUCAUCGAUCGAUGAACGCGGCCAAUUCGACCCAUUAUCCAAGUUUCGGAAAGCUACCGAACCGCUUCUUCCAGCUGUCCGAUCUUAGGUCACAAAGUUCCGUCGGUUGUUCGGAAUUUCUGGAGAAGCACGAUCGUGCGACCAAGGUGCCAUUUUCUGGAGACGUUCAUGGAAGUUUCGAUCUCGACGAGAGUUCGCGAGACAACGACGAACCGCAAGACUUCACCAGGUACGAGAUCACGGGAAAUUUGUCGGUAGAGAGUGCUGUUGCAUCGACGAGAGGGAACGUUGACGAUGAUUUAGACUCGAUAGAGGAAGAUUAUUUACCUUUGAGAACAUUCGAUCGCGCCUCUUGGUUAGCCAAGCCGACAAAGACAAGCGGAUGCGACAAUUCUUUGAACAGUUUCUCUAAAAGGAGCUUGAAGAUCGACUCGGGAAUCGUUGACAGUUACUCGAUGAAAAGGCCGACUUUAAAGACUAAUUUUCCAGUGCAACGCGAUUGGAUCGACGGCACUCGAGAACGAUGGCACGAACUCGACGAUUAUUCGCGAAAAUUCAGAGACUGCGACUCGAAAGUGCGCGCGUGUUCGAACGAUCAGUCGAACGUCGAAAGCUCAAUAAACGAAAUCAUGUAUUUUAGGGACAAACUGAAACAACCGGGAAGCCCCAGAGCGCGAUUCCUGGAGCUUCUGAGAGAGAGACGACGGAUUGUCGAGAGUAGCAGAGGCACGAGUGUCUCUUGAACGUCGUUCCAAUCGUCUCCUCGAAUUGUAAAUUGUAUUUGUUACAUAUUUUUCUAUCGUGCAGGUUCUGCUAUACAAAUUAAUCCUUUUGCAAAUCAUAUUCACUCGUUGACUGACAAAAUGAUAUUGUAUUACUUUGCUCUCGAGUCACCCAUAAGAUAAAUUUUAUUUGUAAAAAGGUUAAUUUGGAGCGUGAAACCUGUACCACAUUGUAAAUAAUAGAGUCAGACUUUUGUAACGUUCGUCGAUGUAUUGGAAGACUUUAGUAAUCGUUUAGGACUUUGAAACUUAGACUUGCAAUACCGUUUCCCGAUAAGCUCUAUUUUUUAGAGCUCUUAACGUUUAUUGAUCUUCAUUCUUCCCAUCCUUCUGUAUCAGUCAUGUAACUCUCCCUGUUCUUAAUAUUAAAAGGCCUUCCUCGAAGUUGUGCAUUUUUUUUACUCUUCGGCGACACAAAUGUUCUCCUCGUAGUCUAUUAACGAAUGCAUAAAUCGAAGAGGAGUCGUCGAUCGACAGGUUGACCAGAGUUUCAAAUUAUCUGUAGGUCAGCGCGGUCCGCAACAGAGUCUGCUUAGAAUAACGAAUUGAUUAAAUAAACCUUCAUCGUUAUCAUGACCUUAAGCAAUAUCAGCGCGAAGUGCAAGGUCAUUUUCGAAGAAAGCAAAUUGCAGAACAUCGAACAACGACGAACGAGCCAAGGGGAACGCGACGAGUAGAAAACAUUUUCCAACGCGAUAAUUUCCUUUCGCUAUCGGAACCGUUCAAGUUCCAUCGGCCUAGUCAGGGUUAUCUUCGACGGCAGCGUUCCUUCGCAAUUGUUAUUUACGAGGGCCAGUCGAUUUUGGGCCGCCUCGGAGCGCAGUUCGCCGCCAAACAGACGAAACCAGAGCAGAACGCAGCUUACGCGAAGUCGAUCAUGGUUCGUUUGCGUUUACGGUUCGCGAUACGUCAAGGAAAGUUCGUCGAUCGAGCCGUGCACGAUCGUCGCCGUACGAGUUCGCGUCACGAGACACGCGAAAUUCACGAGACGUCGGCGAUCUCGUUCUGGUUCGUAAAAAUCUUUUCUCGUAAAUCAAAUAGCGUUGUCUUGAAAAAGAAAAAUGGGACAAAGACAUACGGCAUUCGCGACGAAUGCGACGACGGAAGAAUUAUGACA